AUUAGGAAAACGUGCUUUUCAAAAUAGCAGCUGCAGGGUGAACUUCUAGAAAAUAAACCUUUUGCGGUUUCUCUUCCGUUUCUUGGAGCCCAACGAGUCUCCGUACAUUUUUCAAUCUAUUUUUUCCUACAUCCUUUAAUAAUAACCAUAAGUGAUGAAUGGCGGGUGUGGAACAGGAGACAGGACAACUCUGUCAAUUUGAAAAGAGUUUGGUCUUUUUACCUUAUUUUGCAGAGUGUCAUGUUAAAUAAGUGCUAGCCUGGAGAAGGUUUUUAUUGUUUUGAACCACAGGCUUUAUAUUACCUUAAAAAAAAAAAAAAAAAAAAACCUCUCAGCCGCAAGUUGGAUGCUUCUGGCAGCAGUACAAAUCUAGCACCACCCAGGGAGGGAGCGUAUUUGCUUCUUCGCUCACUUCUGGCAGGGCAGAGGAAUGCUGGACAUCAAGAGACAACAAGGGAGGCUGCCCGGAGCACUGCCACACUGCUCCCCCGUCCCGCGCCCUGGGCCUCCUCCCUUGGGAACACACAGAUGUCAGAAACUCAGCAGGAAAAGAUAAAAGUCAGAACAGCUGAGCAUUUUGAAAAUGAUAAAAAUAACACUUCUUGGUUGAAGGAAGAUACGCAACUCACAAACGAAAAGCAGGCAGAUGAGAAAGCCAUUAAUGCUAUCGUUAUAAAUUCAGUAACCGAAUUCAAUAUCACAGAUGGACCAGUCAAGGAAACCCCCAGUGAGAAAAAACUGUCAGAAUCCAGCACAUCACUGUCCUCCCUUGAAGAAUGCCAAACGAAAUUUUCCUACCUCCAAACUGAUGCUUCAGUUCAUCCAAGAGACACUGAUGAGGAGUGUGCCUCCCUCAUCCUCACCUGUCUCUUUUGCCAGUUUUUGGAUUGUCUCCUGAUGCUCCCAGAUACGUGUGAAACAGUGUGUACCAACUUGUGCUGCCCCUCUCACAGGUACCACCACACCUCGGAUGAAAGCCACUCCCGGAAUGACUGUAACUGCAACUGUGACAUGGACUGCAGCCUUUUUGAAUCUUGCCAUGAGACCAGCGAGUGUCUGGAGCUGGCCAUGGAGAUUUCAGAAAUCUGUUACCGCUAGCGCCACAAAGUAACCACAUUCCAGCAGCCCCUUUGGCCCCGAGGGGGAAGUUCCAUUAGAAUAAGACUGUGAAUUUCAUGUGCUGAAAUGUAAGGAUUGUACACACUUCUUGGAUGCUAUAGACCAUUUUAUUCUGCACCUGUCUGGGAAAGCUAGUAUUACCAACUCAAUGGUCUUAUUCCAAAUUUCCCUACUGCAUGGCUCGCUGAAAAGUAAGAUCUUGAUCACAUGUGAUGAACAAAUCUUAAAUACCUCUUAAAUGCCAUAGGUACAAGAUGUUUCUGGACUAUAAAAUAGCAUGUGAAACCAUUCUGUGUAACUGCAUUCACUGGCUUGCAUCGUGGAUUCAAGUUCAUUCACAAAUUCAGGACAAAUUAGUGCAUUCUGUUAGAACUGACAUACAUUAGCUCGUCUUUCUAAUGGAUUCAUGCAUAAACAUUAUGCAUUGUUGGUUAUUAUUAAUAAUGUAUUGUGUAACAUCAUUUUGUAAUUAAAAAUUUAUUUAUACAGUCUCUUAAAAUUCACUUAUAUGUACAGUUUCAGUAGGAAAGGGAAUUAAAUGAAUUAGAAACCAUGUUCCUGUAAUUACAACAGAUGUCUCUAAGACAUCUCCAGUGAAUUCUGAAUAUGCUGUACUUUGAGAGAGUACUGUAAUUCUAGACCAUAUUAUUAUAUGUCUAUGACUAUGUCAUAACAGGUGAUGCAUAUUCUUAAUUUGUUUCAGAAAGGCUUUUCUUUAUUCUAAUAAGCAUAAACGGGAAUUAUGUGCAGGUUUCAAGAAAAUGACCCCAGAUAAUCAAUUCCUCAUUUUCCUCAUUUCUGUUUGUCAGGUACAAUAAGCAGCAGGAUAUUAAAAUAGAAUCAUUUCAUUUUACUAAACUAUCAUUUGUGUAAGCACCCGAAAGAAAUAACAUGAGCAGAUACUUAUUCAACACUAACUUUCCUAAUACAGCAUGUGCUUCAGAUACCCUAUUUUUUUCCUUUUUCUGACAAUUCAAGUAAUUCAUAAUUAUGUUGAGCACUUCCUCAUACUUAAUAAAAAAAAUUUUAAGAUAUGAUAUAAACUUGAAAAGUGACUUUCAACUCAAACAAAUGAGAAAAACAAUUUGUGAAGAAAACACAUCUUAGUUGAAGUUACCUAGUUACCUUGGAAUCUUUACUUUCGCAGGCAUGGCACUGUUUACUAAUGUGUGCUUAAAUUUUCCCAUGGAGAUACCUCACUAUAUUCAUUGAAUAUAAAAAAGCAGAAUAUAUCAAUAAUCAAACAAAGAACACAGAAGUGAAAUGGAAAGUCAACGGAACUUUUUAAAGAUCUAGGCAAACAACAACAACGAAUUCUAAAAUACCUGUGUUUGCCUGACUUAGAUAAUUUUGGGCAAAAGCAACAUUAGCUUUGUUUCUGUAGUAAACUAGCACAUUUUUCUACUCUGCAAUAACUUCCUCAAAACACUGAAAACUAUUCAUCUUCUGAAAAUACUUUUAAGCUGCCCAUAAAAAGGCAGUGAACUGCUCCUGUCUUGUUCCUGAGAGUACAGUGCAUCCAUGGUGAAUGUGGGCUUCAUUCUUGUUUGACUAUCACGUUAUCCACAAAGCACAGAGCACAUCAGCGCCGCAUCCUCCCAAUCCCCACCACCACUGCCAAACUCCUUAUGAAAUACUGCAGUCUCUCUGCUUUUCAGAAGCUCAGGGACAACGCUACACUCAAUGCACAGAAGUUGCAGAUCUUUGAGGGGG
Vicugna pacos (alpaca) is the source of this 2832-nucleotide messenger RNA. RefSeq names its product MyoD family inhibitor domain containing 2 (gene MDFIC2). NCBI's taxonomy places the organism in Eukaryota, Metazoa, Chordata, Mammalia, Artiodactyla, Camelidae. The record is from RefSeq and is a predicted model, not a curated record.